CAACGCGCAAGCAUGGCGAGCAAGGUGUGGAGAGAGGAGACAGAAACAUCUCUUUCAUCUCCAUCUCUCUCUCGCUCGUCAUCAUCGUCACCCUCCCUCUCUCCAUCCAUUCAUCCUCCUCCGUCAUCUCAUCCGUUACCUCUCUCUCUCUCUCUCUCUCUGUCUUUGUCUCUUCCGGCCCCCCAUUCCCUUUCUUGUUCCACGACCCACGACUUGACACAAGACACGACCAUCCCUUCCUUCACACCCCGACGCUCCGCCCACGCGUUCAACCCAUCGCCCACUCCACCCGGCUCCUCCCCACCCUCCACGCGCGCGUCCAACGACCCACCACCCCGCCAGCUUGCACUAGCACGCUCCAGAACCUCCAGUCGCCACCCAGCAAUCACCAUCUCCCCCUCUCCCGCAAUCACGCGGGCUUACAAUCAUGUCACAAGCUUCACGUAUGGUCUACAAGAUCACCGUCCUCGGUGACGGUGGUGUCGGCAAGACAGCCCUCACAGUCCAAUUCACCAUGUCAUCUUUCGUCGAGACGUACGACCCAACUAUCGAGGAUUGCUAUCGCAAGCAGUGGGUCGUCGACGACCAGCCGUGCUUGCUAGAGGUACUCGACACAGCUGGACAGGAGGAGUACACGGCGUUACGGGAUCAGUGGAUUCGCGACGGAGAAGGAUUCUUGGUCGUCUACAGCAUCGCGGCUCGUAGUACAUUCGACCGUGUAGAGAAGAUUGUCGAGCGCGUCACACUCGUAAAGGACGAGGCGAGCAUGAGCGCAUCAGAGAAUGUGUACGGACGACCAUCGCCUCGACAGCGCAUGCGCACGCCAAUCGUCAUUGUCGGCAACAAGCGCGACCAGGGCAACGACCGCGAAGUAUCCCCAGAGGAAGGGCGCGCGCUCGCCACCCAGCUUGGCUGUGACUUCUUUGAAACGUCUGCCCGCCUCAACCAGAAUGUGGAGGCCGCCUUCAAGCAGCUUGUCCGCAGCAUCAAGGUGGCCAAGCGCGGGCCGGAGGCUGCCGCUCCCGUCGCCGCUCCGCACUCUCAGCCAAAGAAGAAGCACCGAAAGUGCGUAAUCUUGUAGCUGGCUGCGUCGCCGCUUCGGCCAAUGAGGCCAAUACCUCUUUAUGUUUCUAGACUUCCGGGAUACAGGACUACAGCGCAUAGUCUAUGCACCAGCGUGCAGCCAACCCUACUCUACAGCAACG
Molecule: messenger RNA, 1205 nt
Organism: Cutaneotrichosporon oleaginosum
Lineage: Eukaryota; Fungi; Basidiomycota; Tremellomycetes; Trichosporonales; Trichosporonaceae
Biological process (GO): Ras protein signal transduction
Cellular component (GO): plasma membrane
Molecular function (GO): GDP binding; GTP binding; GTPase activity
Source: RefSeq, a predicted model, not a curated record